AUGGGCCAGUUCCUGGACGUCCGCGGAGGCACCAUCGAGUACUCCGCACCAGAGGUCCUCGGGCACAACGGGGCCGGAUUCGGCCUGCCGGCGGACCUGUGGGCGCUGGGCGCCGUCCUGUUCCUGAUGCUCACGGGUGAGCCGCUCAUCCAGGUGGAGAACCCGCGAAGCCCCGACGAGGUGGUGCGCCAGAUGCUCCGCCAGGAGGCCAGGGAGAAGGUGUGCGGCCCACGGUACGUCAGGCUGCGGCUACAGGCGGUCUCCAUGCGCAUACCGCUGCCGGCGCUCGACCUGUUGGAGUCCCUGCUGGCCCGCGACCCCGAGAAGCGGAUGACCGCCGCAGAGGCGUUGCGGCACCCGUUCGUGCAGGGUGAGGGCUGCGCCCGCCCGUUGGGCGCACAGUGA
Messenger RNA from Prorocentrum cordatum, 405 nucleotides. The record is from the annotation of a GenBank genome assembly. NCBI's taxonomy places the organism in Eukaryota, Dinophyceae, Prorocentrales, Prorocentraceae.